Molecule: messenger RNA, 5122 nt
Organism: Cuscuta europaea
Lineage: Eukaryota; Viridiplantae; Streptophyta; Magnoliopsida; Solanales; Convolvulaceae
Source: the annotation of a GenBank genome assembly
CGCCUCUUCCACAAUUUACCUAACUUCACCGGUAGUAAUAUCAAACGCCGCAUGAUCAAAUAUUCUUGAAUUCAUUUGUCGUCCAAAGUCCAAAAUUUCAAUUUACAGUUCUUCUUCCACAUCCGCAAUAUUUGUUUUUCCAUUCUCCGUGCAUCCAUCUCCUGUCUUCGCUGCUUCAACCGACCUUAUCAAAUAUUAUUAAAACCGAAAUAGAGAUUGGAUUCAAUCACCAGGCAUAAUGGAUUUUGCUGGGAUGUACUCAACGAAAGGUGAUACGUUGCACAGUCAAUGCAGAUCUUCACAUGGAAGAAACCACCAUAAUGAUUACAACACCUCACCUGCUGCUGAUUCCUUCAACACCACAAAGUACUUCAGUGACAUCUUCCCACAUCAAGGAGAUCUUGCUCUUCAAAGCAACUUGAAUGAAAAAAUUAGAGAUUAUAGCUACAAUUACAAUGAUAGCUCUGUGAAACCUGUGGUUGAGCCUUCUUGUAAGCGAAUUAAGUGCUCAUCUCCUUCACGAGGGAGGUACCAUCAGCAACAACACCAUGCACAUAAUAAUUUUCCAUCGAGACAACCAUUCCUAAAUAGCAUUGUGCAUAAAAGGAAUCAGGGUGUUUAUGACACUGCCACCACAAUAUGCAACAAGAGUUCUACAAUUUCAUUUUCCAAUGGUAGUUAUAAUGAUAAGCCUUGUUCUAACGGGUAUGCAUCUAAUACCCACAAGCGUAGCCGAUCAGAAUUUGAAGACAGUGACAUUGAGGUGGUGUUUAUGUCCAGAGAGGAAAUUGAUAGGUGCUCUCCGUCCAGGAAAGAUGGUAUUGAUGCUUUGCAUGAAAUGCAAUUACGAUAUUCAUACUGUGCUUUCCUGCAGACGCUUGGAACCCGACUGGAACUGCCGCACACCACUAUUGGGACUGCCAUGGUUCUGUGUCACCGAUUCUUUGUUCAUAGGUCUCAUGCUAGUCAUGAUAGAUUUUUGGUGUCGACUGCUGCUCUCUUCUUGGCUGCCAAAUCAGAAGAGACGCCAUGCUCUCUCAACACCGUGCUGAGAUCAGCAGCUGAAAUAUUUCAUAAGCAGGACUUUUCUUAUUUAUCGUAUAUACUUCCCAUUGACUGGUUUGAGCAAUACCGCGAACGAGUUAUAGAGGCUGAGCAAUUGAUCUUGACAACUUUAAAUUUUGAGCUCAACGUACAGCACCCAUAUGGUUCUCUUACAUGCACUCUUGAGAAAUUAGGGUUUUCCCAAUCAGUUUUGGUGAAUUUGGCAAUGAACUUGGUCAGCGAAGGGGUCUUUAGAAGGAUUAGCAUGCUCGCUUGUAUGAUAUUCUUAGCUGGCGGUUGAUAUGCUGUUCAUCAAUUGUUUUGUUUUUCAUCUGAAGUUAAAUUUUUGGAUGCUUUUCACGUAACACGUAAAUAGCAAUUCAUUGGCCGUAGAAGAUAAGUCAGUGAUGCUCCUGGAGCAGAUUUGCCAUGACAGUGUGUUUUUAUUCACAUGGAAGAAACUUACUGACUUAAUGAGUGCUCUUUCACUUCUUUCCACCUGACCUAUUUUUUGGUCUCCACAUAGGGCACCGACUGAUAGGGGAAUUGAACCUGAAAAGGUGUUUGCUGAGUAAAUUUUGGGGGCACUUGACAGAAGCAUAUAAAUGCCCAAUAAGGCCAAGAGCAUAUUUCCAUGAUAUUUAUAAAUAAUAAUUUCAGUACUAAAUAUUUUCUUCAAGGUCAUACGCAAUCCGUAGUACACCUGCAAUUUGCAAACCAUGUGAAACACUAUUUUUUUAUCCUUUUCACGUAGAGGCUGUUUCUCUAGUUUGACUUUUGAACCCAUGACUUCAACUGGAAUGCUUAUACACUUGGCCACUGGACUAGGCCCGUGGUUUUUUACAACUAUAAAAAAAAGAGUACGCUAUUAAGUCCACUAUUAUACAUAGUAAUUUUUUACUUUUCAUAUGUUUAUUCAUCCCUUAUUGGAUUUUUUUUCUCACAUUUUCAUUUCUCUAGAAGUUUAUUACAAAAAAGAGUUGGUGUAAAAUCAAUUUGUUGUAGUUAUUCUGUCAGUGGUUACCAGGUUGAUAACAGUAAAGUUAAGCAAUUGCUGUACAAUACAACCCUAAAUGUGAUAUAUAUGCUAUUUUGGUAGAUAACAUUGGGGUUCAUACAUGGUAGUAAAUUUGUAAUGGACUAAUGGGUAUAUACAAACCUGACACCGUGAGGUUUUAUGAACAUUUCCGAAGUUGUUUCAUACUUAUGCCUUUCAAUAAUCCUCUCUAUCACUGAUCAUAGUCUUGUAGAAUGUACUUCGGAAGUCAGAUCACACCUUAUAUUUCAGCAUUUGUUGGACAGUAUCAGUUCCUGCUUAUGCAAUAAUGUAGCUUACCCAUCAAAAUAGCAAAAGGAAAUUCAUUCUUAUUGUUCUAUUAUUGCCUGUCCCAAAAAAGAGUCAUGUUACAUCUAGGUACAAUUUUUUAAUAUGGUAAAGUACAACUCUUAGAUACCAUUCAUCCUAGCUAUAUUUUUUAAUUUUUAUUGGGUAUAAUUGAAUUUGUAUAACUUGUUUUUUAUUUAAGUGCGGUGGAUUGGUCAUGCGGAUAGAAGAUUGAGUGAUGUACGUGUUAGAGGAGUUGAGAGAUUGGGAUGAGAGGGAGAAGAAGACCCAAACAGACGUGGAUUAGAAGAAUCAGAAUUGAUAUGCUUUUUCUUGGGUUGGGUGAGAGUAUGGCUUUGGAGAGAGCAAAGUAGAGGGCGCAAAUUUGUGUAGAGGAUUGAUCUCUUUUCUCUCUUUCCCUUCUCUCUUUUUCUUUUAUCUUUUUAUCUUCUUUAUCUUUCAUAUGUUCUUUUGUUAUUUUUAUCUUUUAUCUUUCUUAUGUAUCUUAUCCUUUUUAUAUUACCUUAUCCUUUGCUUCUUAUCUUUCUUUUCUUCUCGUCUCUGAUAGCAUGAAUCGAUUCAUGUUAGCCGACUCCAAAAUCUUGUGGGAGUAAGGCUUGGUUGUUGUUGCUGUAUCUUUCGUACGCUCUUAUGUUAUUUUUACCCUUUUAUCUUUCUUAUGUUCUUUUAUCUUAUAUAUAUCGUUAUCUUUAACUUAUCCUUUUUAUCUCACCUUAUCUUUUCUGUUUUCUCAUCUUUCUUUUCUUUUUGGCUCCAAUAUCAUGGAUCUUUUGGUAAUAAGACUUGAAUGUUGUUGUUGUACUUUUUAUAUUUAAGUGUAAUGAAAUAGCACCUCUUGUUAAAAAAUGGCUCUUUUUGUGGACAAAGUAGACUUUUUAUGGAAUGGAGGGAGUGUUUUUCAACAUUGUGAAAUCAUUCUCUUUGCAACUUAUGGAAAAUCUAUCACUUUUCCCUGCCCCUUGACUAUUUUUGCAUUUGUUUAAGUAGAAGUCAUUCCAAAGUUGUUGAGUUAUGUUUUUGCUGCUAAAUGAGUACACACUAUAUUAGCAGUUUUUGGGGGUUCAGGGGAUGAGGUUACAUUUUUUAUUGUUUGGGGAGGCGUUGGUGUACACUGUACAAUUUCAUAUGUCAUGUAAUUUUGUGGAGCAUGUAUGCGUAUUCCAUUACAAUCAUGCAUUAGGUGGCUGAACCUGACACAGCCACCUCAUUUAUGGUCGGUCUAUUUUUGUGAGAGGGCACAAUCGUACUUAGCCACCUCAGCAGCGUGUUUCUCACAUGCUUUUUAACUCUUUUUGGUUGUAACUAGUAAGUCAUUGUUAAAUGCAAAAGCUAUUAUAUGGCCUUUGUAUAGGGAAUGUGCCUCAGACUCUGUUCUUCCAUUCCUGGAAUGUGCGUCAGACCCUCUGUGCUUCCAUUCCUCCAAUGUUGUAGGUAUGUGCUUCACCAUAUGAUGUUGAGGCCAAGUCUUUUAGGACCUGAAUCAGAGUGGUUAGAUGGUUGACUAUCAUGCCAUUAACAGAUGUUUUCCUCUAGUACAUGAGGAAAACAUGAGGAUAUUUUUUAUAUGAGGAUAUUUUUUAUAUCCUUGGAAAGAAAGAUGGUGCCCUUGGACUUGGUACAUGAGGAUAUUUUUUAUACAUAGUUUAUGUAUUAAAAAAAGUAAAUGAUAAGAAGUUUAUCAGGAAUAUGAAUCUUGCUGUUCUUUUGUAAUUUGUACUAAUGAACAGCAGUUGGUUAAGUUAAAUUUUUGAUACCAUAUAUGGUUUUGCAUCAUUAGCUGCCUGGUGGACUUCACUUUUACUUCUAGAGUACUAGUACUACAAGAUUGUCUUAGAAUGAAGCUCAUGAUGGUUUCAAAUUGAGGCAUUCUCUUUUCAUGAAUAGAAGCUGGUAUUGUCAGUGAGUGACAUCUGAUUAGCCCUUACAUCUGAAAAGUAUAAAUUUCUGGGGGGUCGUUAUACACAUACCUGCAGCAGCAGAGCUGGGAACUGGGGAGGUUGUGCUCUCUAUCUAGAUGCUUAUAAACAUGUUUGUGCUAUUACUCUUGGUGCACUCUAUAUCAACAUUCUGCAGAAGGUUCUUGGAUUUAUCCAUCCCCCAUUGCUGCUCUGUAAUUAGUUGGCUUAGAAGUUCCCUUUGGCUUCAGUUCAAACCGAAACAGAUUGCUGCUGGUGCUGCAUACCUUGCUGCUAAGUUUUUGAACUUGAAUAUGGCUUCUAAUCACUUCAUCUGGCACGAGUUCCAAACCCCACCUCCUGUACUUCGAGAUGUUGCACAACAAUUGAUGGAACUCUUCUAGAGUGCUGAAAGGAGUCAAAUAACUAGACUAUACUUCUGCUGCACACUUGCUUCUUCUUCUCCUACAACAGUAAAUCUUCUUAGCUUCUAUAAACUACUACUCCAGCAGCAGUGAGCUUGCUGGUUGUGUUAACUUUUUUUGUAUAGUCUCAUGUGUAAGAGUAAUGUUGUAAGAGUAAUUCUAUGGAGGCAUAAAAAUUACGUUAUCAUUGAAUGAUAAUGCAAUUCAACGAUAACUUCUUCCUCUUGCGAUUUGCAGUUUUAAUGCCUUUUUAGAAUUACUCGUUGUAAAUGAACUAUUACAGAGGAGUUGUUGGAAUUGGAUUUAGCCUUAUUUUUUAAAUUUAUUUUUUGUGUUCGACUUGAAUUUGAAGCUUGGUACUACUAAUACAUUACUUCUAUUAUUAGUUAUAAUAAUUAAUGCUAUUAAUACGC